Messenger RNA from Puccinia graminis f. sp. tritici CRL 75-36-700-3, 2314 nucleotides. RefSeq lists its product as uncharacterized. Bases 1 to 1872 code for a protein of 623 amino acids. NCBI's taxonomy places the organism in Eukaryota, Fungi, Basidiomycota, Pucciniomycetes, Pucciniales, Pucciniaceae. Gene Ontology annotation, cellular component: cytosol; peroxisomal membrane. Gene Ontology annotation, biological process: protein import into peroxisome matrix, docking. Gene Ontology annotation, molecular function: protein binding. The record is from RefSeq and is a predicted model, not a curated record. The transcript is spliced from 8 exons.
AUGUACAUCUCCAGGUAUAACCCACCGGCACAGAUUCUGGCACUGCAGCCCCCACAACCCAGGCACUCCGCCAACCAAACCAACUGGCAGCCAUCGGAUUCCGUCUCACCUGCAUUCACCCCCCCAGCGCAAGCUGGAAAUGGAAACGGCCCUACAACGACGGGUGACGCGAAUGGUAGUCCGGCGUUGAUUCCGGUCUCACUCGUUGGCGUCCGCUCUGCCCCUCCGAACCCGUUACUGGGUGCGCUCGAACGAAUCGCGGCUCCGGUGUCUGCUGCCGAGACCGGUGGGGAAGGCGCAGACGAAGCCGACUCCGGGCCGAGGGUGUCUACGGACUGCGUUGAGGACGAUAGAGAGUGCAGCUCUUUGCCACCGACAGAAAGACGAGGGUCCUUCGGCAGUCUCGACGAGGGGUCCAUCGGCUUGAGACGGAUCUUCCAGGACCAGAGCGAGGAUUCCUUCGAGGCCUGGUCGGACGAUAAUGAUGAUGGCGGGCAAGACACCGUUGAUCCGUCUGCUGAGCGUCCGCCAGUGUACCCCACCGCCGUACCUCCUCCGCCUCCUUCCGCCUUCAUCCCGGAUGCCCUCAGCGGUCCCCCACAUCCAUCGUUCUUGGCUCAUCUUCGUCCUUGCCGGACUAUACCCCGAAUCAUCUCUGCAUCACUCGAUCCAUCCGAACAAGCCAUCAAAUUAGAUCCCAAGCUCUCCGAUGCCAUCUUGGGGCUUGCGAUCAGUUACUCGAACGAGAAUCGUCGGGCGGAAGCGUUUGAAGAGAUCGAGCGAUGGAUCGAGGUGGAGAGUUCUCGGGUACCCAAGUAUCGUCAUGCGGCCCUCGCUCCCUCGGCUCCACAAAAGAACAGGGCAGACCAUAUAACAGGAUCGAUGACGGAGGAGGAUGGCCCAUCGAGGCUGAAGGCAAAGCACGGAGAAUUAAUGGGUCGGUUGAUCGAGCUAGCUCGACUUGUUGUCAAGAACGAGGGCGGCAAGGAGAUUGGUGGUGGCAACCACUACUGCACCAUCUGCCGGGCCCCUAUUCUUCCUACUCAUCCCGGUAACUUGAAUUCCUCUUUUGAAUUUAUCUCUCCAUUCUUCGGGUCUCUUCAAUGGCAACGUCCAUACCUCUUCGAUAGAGCUUGUGAUUGCUUUAGUACCGCUCUCGCCGUCUGUCCCGAUGAUCCUCUUCUCUUUAAUCGUCUUGGAGCUACUUUGGCUAAUUCUGGUAAACCCGAAGAAGCUAUCGAGUACUAUCAUAGAGCAAUUGAAUUAUCACCGAGUUAUAUUCGAGCUAGAUAUAACUUGUCGAUCUCUUUAAUCUCGACGAUCGAAGGAAGAGAAAUAGGAUCAGAGUCAGAAGGAGGCGACAAUAGGACCGGCUUGAUUAGUCGUUUACGAGGCGCUCGUCCUAGUCAAGGAGAUCAUCAGCAAGAGGGAGGAGGAGGACGCACGGGACCGGAUUUGAUAGAAGACCAAUUAUUGGAUUAUGAGGCAAUGGUCUGCUUGGCUCAAUUGAUCAGCCACAAUACUCUUAACUCUCUGUUCUUUGGUACGGCUACCAACAAACCUCCAAAUCUUGUCACCCUUACUCAGCAGGAAAUUGACAAUUCUCUCAAAUUUAAGAAAUUCUCGUUUGGUUAUCUGAUUGAUCAUCGUAAACAUUCUCCUCUUGUUUGCUCUGCUUCUUCUCAUUCGGUCGCGGAAGAUCUCGUUGGUUCCAGCGCAGUCGGUUCAGAUGAUCAUCCUCAGGAUGAUGAUGAUCAUCUUGCGGGUCAGGUCUUGGAUGGAUUCGAGUCUUUUGCUCUCGCCGAUCAUGUCGAUCUCAAUGGUGAUGAGGAGGAUUCAAUUUCAGUCCUCGAAAAUACAAUUGAAAAAUGAUGUAUGGGACCUAUGCAAGCAUAAUCUGGUGGAUUCCAUGUAACCCCGAGGUGCUCAAGACAACCCUCAUGCCGGUCAUCAAAGUCUUACUCCAACACAUACAAUUCAUUACAAUUCAUCUAUGGCUCCCUGCCCCCCUCCUCCUCCUCCUCCUCCAAUCAGUCUCUCCAAUCCUCUUCAAAACAGAGAAAAAAGGCCUACAGCCCUUUGAUUGUUUACGUACUCUAUACUGCCAUUGACAAUCUUCUUGAUACAGCCGGACCCCUGACUUGGCCAGACUCUUGGCCCAUCAACCUCCAAAAACUCCUGCUAACCAAAAUCUUUCUAUUGCGAGACAUUUAUACCCCUGCCUUUCACAAAUUGUUAUUGACAUAAUCUCAUGAAUGCUGACCAAUGGUGAUUCCCUUUUUGCAUAACAGUGAAACAAUACUGGAAUCAAGAA